This is a messenger RNA of Temnothorax curvispinosus, 12118 nucleotides long. It is a transcript of the gene Kdm3, whose product is annotated as probable JmjC domain-containing histone demethylation protein 2C. The record is from RefSeq and is a predicted model, not a curated record. Gene Ontology annotation, cellular component: chromatin; histone deacetylase complex. Gene Ontology annotation, molecular function: histone H3K9 demethylase activity; chromatin DNA binding; transcription coregulator activity. NCBI's taxonomy places the organism in Eukaryota, Metazoa, Arthropoda, Insecta, Hymenoptera, Formicidae. Gene Ontology annotation, biological process: regulation of transcription by RNA polymerase II. The transcript has 18 exons. Bases 80 to 9181 code for a protein of 3033 amino acids.
AGGGAAAGGGUGACUGGCGGACCCGGCUGUGGCGAUCCGAAGUCGCGGAUUCGGCACGCCGCGGUUUACCGAACGUAAUAUGGCGUACAAGUUUCGCGAGGAGAUCGUGGGAAAGAGGUUUCUCUCGGUGAGUGGUUUCACCAAGCUGAAGGUGAAUAAGAUUAGUGAGUGGGGUUGGCGUGCGGGGGUGAUACGUGCCGCCAGUCACAGGGAUAACGGCUGUCAUGAUCUCCAGAUCCUCGUAGAGUACGACGACGUAGAGUGGCAAAGGAGGGAGUGGCUGUCACCACAUAGGGAUGCCGUAUUCUCCUUCUUUCUCAUUGAACGAGGUCUCUACUGGGCCGAACGACCUGACCCCAGGCACGCCAGUCUCAUCCCCAUCGAUCAUCACAAUCACGCGAACAAUAACCACCAUCAGCACCGCAUUAACGGGAAACCGCUCAGGGGCGCCACGGCGGUCGCCGACACCGUUGCUUGGCCAGCUCUCACUUUCUAUCCUCUCGUGGCACGCGCUGAGUUGCACGAGGACGCCAUGCCGAUCGAGUUUAUGCAAGAUCGCAAACUGGACUUCGUCGACUAUUCGAAGUUAAAGCCGUUCACUCAGGACUGGGAGCUGACUAAGGGCGCGAUGCCCUGGGGAAACGCCGUUAGGAGAUGGGCCGAGAUGCAGGACGGUCAGAGGAUCCUGCUGACUACGCCCAGCGUUCUGGUCGGCUUCAGAGUCGAAGUUUAUCGGGCGGAAGGCACCACACAAUGGUACACAGCCGUGAUCGUCGGUUACAACGAGUCCACCAAGGAUUUGACUGUCACCGAUGACACGGUCCUCGAAGAUCAUAACGAGGAUCCCACAUUAGUACAAAUGCGGCUGAUUGGCGACGGAGUCGUCGAGAGCAUCAUGAGGGGCGAGGUCGUCGGCAUGACACCAAGGAGGUCGAGGUCAUCGACUGCUCUGACGCACGCGCUCGUUGUGCCACGACCCGGAAGAAGGCCUCGAAGACGGCCGGGAAACGCGGCGCAAUUACAGACAACUCCGCGGGUACAAAGCCCAAUAUCGCAGCAACUCGAAAAAGAGAAGAACAACGCCCGUAACAAUCGACGCCGACGCGUGAGCGAGGGUGCCAGUCGCGAGAGAACCGAAAAAGAUUCGGCGGAUACCGCGUUAUCCACGCGGCAACAGGAGGAUCGCGAGAAUAAAGGUCCGCCGUCGGGCAAGGUAAGCAAUCGUGUUGCGCGGCCGGUGUUGGAGGAAGCGAAUAGUGCGUCGGGAAGUGUUUCGAAGCUACGAAGACGCGGCCCCGCGGUAAAAAGCCCGACCACCGAUCACCAGAGUCCGGCGCAGCACCAGAGACCGGUACGAAGAAGACCAAGGUCGGGAGGCGGCCAAGAAGUCAAGACAGGCGCAGAGGGAGAGUCUGUCGAGCAUCAUCGUACCGAGGCGAGAGCCGACAAGGACGAACGCCUCGGUAACAGAUCGGAAGAAGAGGAGGAAGAGGAAGAGGAGGAAGAGCGUCUCGAGGGAGAGGAUGAAGAGAGUCAGGAACGUUGCGAUCCACUGACUAAGCGGCUAAGAACAAGCCCCGUCGGCAGAAAGCUCCGGUCCGAGAGUAGUAAGGGCAAAAACGCCGAGGAAGCUGCAGCGGAUCGGGCCAGAGAGUCGGCGGUGGAGGCAGAGAGAGAGGUCGAGGACGAAGACGACGACGAAGAGGAAGCGGGGGUGGGAAAACACGACAGGGCCGAACGAGAGGUCAGUAAACUUGAGGAGGACGAGGAGAGUCAGUCCAGGGAGCGGGACAGAGAACCCGAGCCACCACCUCCGGAUAAAGUCGAUCCCGGAGGCGAUCCGGCUUCCAAGGAGGAGCAGCAACCAGAUAACAAAUCAGAAUCGGGAAAAGACGCUCGCGCGACCGAUUGGGGCGCGGAUAAAGUCGGCGAGCGCAAGGAACAGCAGCAACAACAACAACAGCAACAGCCACCGCAGUUACUCGUGAAUGGAUUGCACGUCGACUCGCCGCUGGUCAGCGACAAGACGAAUGUCAUCCGCGAGGGCAGUCCGUCGCUGCUGAAGUCGACUCGAUCUAAGACAAAGGGCUCCGCGGAAGAAGACAGAGAGGACGUAGCGGCGGCGGCGGCGGCGGCAGCAGAGGACGAGCGCGACGAAAACGCUAGUGAGGAAGAGGUGGGUUCGCAGCGGUCGCGACGCACAGAGCUGACCACCACUGAGUUAGGCACGGAGGAUAGCGUGGGUAGCGUCGGCGGCGUGAGGGCGGCCAGCGUCGAGUCGGUCGUCGAGCUGCUGGAGUCGAGCAGUCAGGACUCAGGCUCCGUGCUGGAGAGGCUGAGUCCGUUUAGUAGCAGCGGCGGCGGCGGCCCCGGCAGGCAGAGCAGCCUGCUCCUGGAACAGCAGCGGGAGCAGGAACGCAGUCGGCACAACGAAAGCCCGAUCAUCCUUGCCGAGAGACUGAACAAGCCGCCACCGCCGAUCGCCGGUCACCAUCACCACCAUCAUCUACAACCUUACCAUCAGUCGCAUCAUCAGCAGCAACAGUUCCAUCAUCAGCACCAUCAACAGCACCACCAGCAGCACGUCCAGCAGCAUUAUUCCGCCAACAAUCCGGUGAUCCACCACCAUCACCAGCAGCAGCAACAGCAGCAACAGCCGCCGUCGCAACAUCAUCACUAUCAGCUAGCGAGCAGCCCGCACCAACACCAUCACCAUCCCACCGCUCGCCUGACCCCGUCGAGCCUCCUCGAGGUACAACAGCAGUCUCACACAUCGAGGGGUGGCGAUGAGGCCGGCCUCAUGGAAGUGGAGGCCGGGGCCGGGAUACCUGGAGCGAACGUACUCGCCGGUGUGCCCACGGCGGUCGGCGGAAUACGGUCGUCGGGAGGCAGCAGCGGCGCCGCCGGCGUCGUCGGUACUUACGGCGACAGCGGCUCCGAUAGCGGGGUAAGCUCGCUGAAGAGCGCCGGUUCUGGCGACGAGAGAAGCGGCAGCAGGAGCUCAGCGCUCAGCGUCGAGGAGACGACGUCGUCCUCGACACCGUCGGCAGUGGUAGCCGCCGCCGCUGCCGCUGCCGCCGCUACCCCGGCCAGGAUUUGGCACGUGCAGAGUGUGCAGCACACGUCCCUAUUGAUGGCGCAUCCGUCCCAGGGCGCGCCCAACGCCGGCGCGAGUGCCGCGGCCACGGCGCCGCCGGUCGGCUAUCACAGUUCGGCGCCUCCGAGUCAUCACGCCGCCGAGAUGCUCUGGAGACCAUCCAGGGCCUACCCGCCGCUCUCGCACACUCUCUUGGGCCCACAACCAUCCAGCCCGGAGGAACUGCUCGAGAGAGAUCGCCACGAUAGGAUGCUCCGGGAACGCCGUGACGCGGAAGUACGCGAGAUGGAGAAGGCCAGGUUGGAACGGGAGAGACUUGAGAAGCAGCAGGCUGAACAACAAGUUCAUAAACACUUCGAAGAAUCGCUCAGGCUAGCGCAACAGAAGGUGUCUUAUGUCCCGCAGAGGAACAUGCAGUCGUCGAUAGGAUGGCCCGCUUUCAUGCAAGUACAGCAGUCGAGGACGCACGGGACGUUGACGGGUCACCCCGUCUCUAGCCACCAUCAUCCCAGCGGUCCACCGGGCGGGUCCGCCGCCGCCGCAGCCGCCGUCGCGCAUCCCGUUAGCAUCGCGCAGCAGCAGGUGCAGCAGCGGGAGCGUGAGGAACAGGAACGGGAGGCGCGGGAUCGCGAGCGGGAACGAGAAGUUCGCCACCAGCGGGACCACAGCAUGGCGGCGGCUGAGAGGAUGCACCAACGGCAGCACGAGGCUAGGGAGAGGGCCGAGGCCAGGGAAAGAGUCGCCUAUUACGCGACCACGGCACCGUCGGCUCAACAGGUUCGACCUUCGAGCGUGCCCGGGAAAGUCGAGUACCCGCCACCACCGGCGCACUCGCGGACGUCGAAAUCGUCGUUACAGGUCUCCGCUCGAGAUCGGCCAAUAGUUGGGCCGACGCAUUCACUACCGAAAGUCGAGCCGAGCCUGUUCAACUAUUCGACGUAUCAAGCGCAGCCACCCUGCACGACGUAUUUGCAUGACCUCAAGUUAAAAAACGACAUGGGGCCGCACAAGUCGUUAUCGAGCAAGAGCGAGCUGACCGGCGGCCUCGAGAGGGACCAUCACGGCAGAGAGGUGCUGCAGAAUCCACCAUCCCUGCUGCCGGACCACAAGAGCUCGGUGAUCGUGAAGAACGAAGGCAGGGAGCUGCCGAAGACUCCAGCGCCACAACAACACUCGUCCAGCCCGAAGAUAAUGCCUUAUAUGAACGUCCAGUCGGUAGCACCGCAGCACAAGUCGUCGGCGUACGAAUACAGGAGCCCGACGCAGAGCCCGCAUCAUCUGCAUCCCGCGCACUUGGACGGUCUACAGGCGGUGAAGAGCAUGGCAUCGUCCGCGAGUCACCACCGCGGCGGCAGUGGCAGCGGCGGAGCGACGACGACGCAAUUGCCGAGUCCGCAUGGCCAUCCACCGCCGCCGGCGCAGCCCGAGCAGCGCCUGCACUCGCACAAUCCCCGUCAGUCCCCGCAUGCCCCGCCGCAGCAUCCACAUCAGCCGCCGCCACCUCCGCAUCCAUCGCCGCCUGAAUCGCGCUAUCUCAGCAGGCCGGAACCCGCGGGUCUGCCGUACGGCGCGGCCAAGUCCACGUAUUCGUACUCGCAUCCGCAUCCGCCCACGGCCUCGCCGACGGCGGCGUCGCACUACGCCGCGCCGCCGCCGGCCGGCUCCAAGCCGAAAGUCAGCAGCCCGGCGCCGCCGCACAUCUACGGCAAGCCUAACUCCGGCAUUAUGACCGGUACCCCGGUCUGCCGUGCCUCUGAAACGCCUGUCGCCGCGCCAAUACCGCUGACCUCGAAGGCCGGUAGCUCGCCUUACCAGCAAGUGCCUCAUCAUCACGGGGCGCCACCGCCGCCGUUGCCGCCACCCGCGCACAGCCGGUCCGUCUACGACAGCCGCGGCUUCGCCGGCUCGUUGCCGGGCGCGAAACUGCCGCCGCCGACGUUGCACGGCUCGCCGCCCACGGCUGCCUCGGCGCCGCUUUCAAGGCCGAUCGCUCAUCCCGCUCAUCCUGCUCAUCCCGCGCAUCUCAAUACCAGCCCGCACCAGCAGCCCGGCCAGACGUUGCAGCACGCGCAGUCCCAGAUCACCGCGGCCUUCCAGACGCAACCGCUUGACCUCGGAGUGGAGAGGUCAGGGUCGCCCAAGAGGAAAGCGCCGACACCGCUGUUGUGUGACAACGCCAGUGGCCAGCCGGUGUCGUUAGAAGUUUGUAAGAAGCGAAGAACCGAGGAACCGCAACCAUUGUCCUUGCAGUCCGUCGGUCAACCCGUUCUUUCAAGGGUGAGCGAACCCAGUCCGCUUAUCGCCUCGGCCGCAACGUCCAUCACUACAGUUGUUAACACCGCGGCAUUGUUAGCGCAGCCGAACAGUCAGGCGAUGCAGGAGCAGCGUACGGUGACGGCAGCGAGCCCGGCCCCGGGAACCGCCAGCGGCGACGGCUCCGUACGACCCUCUAGCACCGGCAGCGUAUGUUCGUUGAAUCCGGCACCGGUGAGCGCGGCACCAAGCCCCGCGCCCAUUCCCAGUCCGGCGCCGUCCACGGCACCCAGCCCGGUGCCCAGUGCGCCUGGCACGCCUGCCAAGACGAAUCCCAGCAACGCCGACAGCGAGAAGUGCAACAGUCCGGCACCGAGACCACCCAGCAGUACCAGCUAUCCAGUGCACAAACUGAAGAAGGCGUGGCUGCAGAGACAUUCGAGGUGCGAGGACGGCACCGAGAACACCACCAGCAUGGCCAGCAGCGUCACGUUACCGCUCAAUAUCUCCCGCGAGACCCCGUCGUCGAAUAGCAAGGAUCGCGACAGCAACAACGCGUCGUCAAAUGCGAACAACAGCAACGCAUCAACCACCUGUUUGCCCAGCGCGGUAAAUUCGAUCCACAAUAUCGGUAGCAUGGCGGUGAACAGCAUCAACAAGAGCAAAGUUACCGGCAAGAGCGGCCGAAAACCGGCGAACAAGGAGUCGCUGAACGGUCACGCCACUGACACCAGCAAGACCCCGCAGGAGGACUCGUCCAGCAGCGACCCGGAGAGGAAGUCGCCGCCCAAACGGAAGCCACCCAAGGUAAAACGAAAGAAGGGCGCCGCACGAAGGCAACAAACGGCCGCGGAAGAUCAGCGGAGGCGGAAGGAGGACAAGCAGGGCGGCGGAGCUGGCGUGGGCAGCGAGUCCAGCAACGAGAGCGAGGCGGGCUCCGCCAGCGACACCAGCGAACAGUUGAGCUCGAUUCAGCCUGCGUCGAGAGUUCGACACACCACGGCCAAUUCCAACAAUUCCUCGGGAAACGGAAAUAACAAGGAACCUAGGAAACGUGGUAGGAGACCAAAGACUACGAAGAAUAACGAAGUGGGAGGCGAGGACCAACAACCCCGUCAGAAGAAGGAACGCAGAGACGACAGUACGAGCGGCGGUAACAGCGGCCCGGGCGGAAGUGGCGGACGGGGUGAUCCCUUUCGUAAGCCGCCGAUAUCGCAACUGAAGAAAACCGGCGAGAGUUGGCUGCAGGACGGCGCCUGUUUCGAGGUGGCUUCGAAGUUGGCUAAGUGCCGCGAAUGUCGAUGGACGCCGAACCAGCGCAAUAAGAACCUUCCUCAGAAUAUCUUCUGCAGAUUCUACGCGUUUCGCAGACUGCGUUAUACCAAAAACGGACAAUUGGCCAUAGCGGGAUUCAGUGAUCCACACAAGGACGCGUCCGAGGAUGAUCUUCGAUUAUGGUUACCGGGAAAAGAUAGCCAAGAGACAACAGGAAAGGAUGACAAAUCCGAGAAAAAUGAGAAGGACAAGGGAGAUCGAGAGGACCUAGACUUAGAAACGGCUCAUCGUUUGCUUCGGCAGGUUGGCGAUCAAUUCUGUGAUCUUUUACAUCAAGAGAAGGACGCUCUCCAAGAACAUAUGGCUGAAGCGAGUUCGGGGGUUGUAGACGGAACAGUAGCGUGGAAACGAGUGAUCCAGGGUGUUCGAGAGAUGUGCGACGUGUGCGAGACUACCUUGUUCAAUUAUCAUUGGGCUUGUGGCAAAUGCGGCUUCGUCGUGUGCAUCGAUUGUUAUAAGGGACGUAAAAAUGGGACGGUCAAAAUCUGGGGCGAAAGUGGAAAGGACAGGGAUGACUUUUCGUGGCUUCUGUGCACGAAUAGGCAAGUGCACGAACCGGAACGACUCAUGCUCACACAGAUCAUCGCCGGCGACAGUCUUCUCCGACUGGGCCAGCGUCUGCACGAAUGUCGCGCUGAAUGGGGAAUUCCGCAACACUGUGCUUGCUCUCUCAUAGCCACAUCGCAACCGAAUGAGAUCCUUCGAAAUCUGAUCAAGGGCGACUCCGUACCCGUACUCAAUGGAAACGUGAAGCAGGAGAUAAAAGAGGAGAAGAAGAUAAACGAGUCUAAUGGCGCAUCGGAGAGCAAGACCAACGGCGAGGAUAAAAACAGUCUGACUUGGCUGGCAACUGUGGCGCUAGAGAAUCAGCCCGACAAGAAUCAGGCGCUGCAGAAUCAAGCCGAUAGCGGACAAGAAUCCAGCUCGGAUUCGGAUGAUGCUGAUAAUUUCUCAACGUUGCGGGAGUUGCUCAUAAGGCCGUCGCACAAGUCAAAUGGUAGCGGCGGAUCCAGAUCGAAUUCGCCUACGAACAAUUCGGGCGGCGGCGUGAACAAUGCCACACAGAACAACGUCGCCAAGUCCGGUAAGAAGUCGAAGAUGGACACGCUCGACGAGGUAAUAUCCAGCGUGAUUGAACACAGCGUGAAAAAGGAAAAGGAUAGCGGCCUUGUUGAUGACGAAAAGCCACGGGAAUUGAAACACUUUGUGCGACGCUACAAGUGGAUGCAGCGCGGUCGCGAGCCGUUACCGAUCAGGAUUAUGACGGGGACGGAAAGCCAGAGUCUUUAUCCGGACGUGCCGCACUCCUGGCUCUGCGACGGCAAGCUGCUGAGGUUAAGCGACCCGAAUAAUCCGAACAACUACAGAAUAUUCCAGGAUCAGUGGAAACGGGGGCAGCCGGUGAUCGUGUCGGACGUCGCUAAGGCGUUGGACAUGAAUCUCUGGCAUCCUGACUCGUUUGCCCGCGAUUUCGGCGACGAGAAGAACGAUCUCGUUAACUGCAUGACCGGCAAUCUAGUGCCGAAUCAGCCGAUGCGCAAGUUCUGGGAGGGAUUCGAGUACUAUUCCAAGCGACUCAAGGACGAGCGAGGAAAUCCCAUGCUGCUGAAAUUGAAGGAUUGGCCGCCCGGUGAAGAUUUUGCCGAGCUACUGCCGUCGAGAUUCACGGAUCUGAUGAAGGUUCUUCCAUUGUCCGAAUACACACAUAGAAAUGGCAGGCUGAAUCUGGCGAGUCGUCUGCCUAAUUGCUUUGUGAGACCGGAUCUGGGUCCAAAGAUGUAUAACGCUUACGGUUCCGCUCUUUAUUCCAACAAAGGCACGACUAAUCUUCAUCUUGAUAUCUCGGACGCCGUGAACGUUAUGGUAUAUGUAGGAAUGCCAAAGGAUGUUAAUAACGAGGAAAGUCUCAAAGCUAGGACAGAGGCGAUGAGAGCGAUAGACGAAGCAGGCUGUGAUAUUCUGACGCGUCGACGCGCUCGCGAUGAGAAGGAGAAACCUGGUGCUCUGUGGCACAUUUACGCAGCGCGUGACGCGGACAAAAUUCGAGAUCUUUUGAAUGCCGUUGCCUUAGAACGCGGAGCUCGUUUGGAGCCUCACCACGAUCCUAUACACGACCAGAGUUGUUAUUUGGAUGGACCAUUGCGGGAACGAUUGUAUCGAGAAUAUGGUGUUGAAGGGUACGCCAUCGUUCAGUGUCUAGGCGAUGCAGUAUUUGUGCCAGCUGGCGCGCCACAUCAGGUCCGUAAUCUUCAAAAUUGUAUAAAGGUGGCCGAGGACUUUGUGUCGCCGGAGAACGUUUCGCAUUGCUUCCACCUGACCCAGGAAUUCCGUGCAUUGUCCGACACUCAUACCAAUCACGAGGACAAGCUUCAGAUCAAGAACAUCAUUUAUCAUGCCGUGAAGGACUCUUUGACCGUUCUAGCUAAUGUUAAGGAGGAGACUCUCGCCAAGCUCGCCAAGGCUAACAAUGAGACGAAAAUGAAGGAGGAGACUUAGCCCUAGGUCCUCCCUGUGCGGUUGUAAGACCGAUUGAUAAUUUCCUUGAUUGGGUCUCGUCGUCCAUGCGAGAUGAAUCACAGUCAGCGCUCCCGGACACAGCGAGACUGGCGUAACCGGAAGAAUCUGCAGAAAACCACCCUUGCCGCAAAAAGAUUGGUGGCAAAAAGAAGGUGCGAAGAUUUGUUGUGAUAUUUGUGAAGAGUUAAUGAUUUUAAUCGGAGGAUUUGAUUUGCGAUAUUGGCUGAGCCAAUGAACAUUAGUUGUACGUUGUUUCAUUCGAUUUUCCUUAUAUACAAUUCUUUUCUGCUCUCCCGUUUUUCCCCGAGAAAAGAUGCCCGCGGACAUGAAGUCCGACGAGCUCUAUUACGAGUGAAAAGAAAAUCGUAACUCGGAUCGCGCAUAGGUAAAAUGCCGCGUCCAUUACUAUUGUGAUACCAGAAGGACUUUGGAUCGUAUACAUUAUUUGUAAUUAAUUAUAUCGUGCCUGUAUCCAAUACAUACAUUCAUAUGUACACAUACACAAAACACACGCGUACAUACACACGUACACUUGUCUAUAUUAUAUAAAUGUAGAUAAUUGAAAUAUUAUGUAAUAAUUUUUGCUAGCAACUACCAGAGAUGAUGAAGGAGAGAAAGGGGGGGGGUCAUCUAGAAGUACCUUUGUGCAAUUAGGUGUGACUAUAAGUUAUUAUAGCUGGAUCAGCGAUAACUGUGGAUCCAUUUAAUCGUCUGCUCUGAUGAUCUGGUGCUUUUCGGUAUUUCAUCAAAACCCCGGCUAGAGGAUAGCCGAUACGUAUUCGCGUUCAUGUCUUCUAUGUUUCACGCGACAAGGGCGUAAAGAAUAAAACACUGCCUAACUAAUCGGUUCGACGACAAUGGAAGAAACAGACCUUCUCGCAUUUUUUUCCCCUUUCAUUCAAGUAGACAUUUCGUAUUGUUCGUAGAACGACGUUCUCGUAGAGAUGCUUUGUGUUUCUGUGGCGACGUAUGUAUCGGUUAUGUGAGCGACGGGGUGCUACAAGUUUUUGUAUGUCACUUCGAGUGUAAGGCAUCAGAACAAAAAAAAAGUACGAGAGAAAAACAACUUGUCCGAUAUUAACUUUUUCCAAGAUGUGACGGCGGAUGUGAAAUACCAUUGAAUUGAACAGUUUCAUUGUUGUCGUAACCCAGUGACACUACCCGGCGUGUAACGGACGGGAGAUACUAAUAAGAUGAACAUGUUAUUUUUGUCAAAGCGUAUACAAACCGUCUAUGUCGGACGAUAAAACGAAAAGACAGCGACAAUGUAAUUGUAAACGAGAUGCUGAGACACGCUAAAUGAAUAAAAAAUUAUUUACAGUAACAUUUUGAAGGAAAAAAAAUGGGGAAGGACGAAAAAAAGGGACGACUUUCGAAGUGCCAAUGUUGAAUUACGUGGGACGUUAAGUAAUGCGUGCGUUGUAUUGUAUUCGUGUAUGCGUAGGUAGAAAAGAGAAUGAACGAAAAAAAAAGGGAACUAAUUAGUCACGCAGAAUUCGCAGAGAUGACAGGGCCGAGUUCCUAUCAUUUCGUGACAGGUCGUGCGAACGACGAGGCUCUCCGCUAUUCGCACUGUCACUGACGAUUCGAAAACUGCUGUCGCUUCCGUUUCUUUUUCCGCCUUUUCGCUGAAAUUCGCUUGACGGACGUUUCACGAGCGAGUGAAUAUGUACAUGAGAACUUUUCGAUAUCCGUGUUCAUAUUUGUAGCAUGCCACAUUUGCAGGACGCAGCAGUUCUCGAAUCGAACACAACGUCGUUAACGCGCCAUUUUCGCGGCGGCCGAAUCGUCAGCUAAUCACGGACGAAUAAUCUCGACACAGAUAUGUAAAGAAAAAGAAAAGAGCGAAGAGAAAAAGGAGAAUAAAGAAAAAAAAAGAUCAUUGGCAUCCUGGAAUCCGCAAUUUCUUUGAUCUCAACAUUCGUCUAGCAUACAACGACUUGAUUAAUAUUUAACGAGUAAAUUUUUAAACUAUCUUAGUGUUGAUAGGUAAUGAUUGUGGGAACUAUAUAAGCUGCAAACAAGCAAAAAGUACUAACUCCACAACGGCGGUGUUGUAUAAAGUUCUAGGAAGACGUAUUUCUGUGUAUUAUUGCUGCAAAACGAGACGCUAUUGUUUGUCCUCUUGCUACGUGUAUGUACAUACAUUUAUAUACAUCCGUAUAUGUAUACAGAUAUAAAUACGAAGGCGGGGGGGGAAGAGUGUUUAGGACUCGUAACGAUAGGCAGGUAAAAACGCAAAACCUUUUACGAAACACGAGAAGGUACACCUUACACGCGUAGGUAGAUAGUUUAUUAUACCAUUAUUAUAAUUAUUACAUAUUAUCAUUAUUACGUUUAAUUAUUACGGAAAAUACGAUAUUUAAAUGUUGCUGAAUAUGAGAACACGACAAACGUGAACGCGCGCGAGUGUAAAUGGCUAAAAAGGGAGAAGAAGAGAAGGUGGAAAAAAAUAUCCGAAGAGUUAACGCGUAGAUAAACCGGGAAGCGAGCAAGGGAAAGAACGAUAGAGAGAAUGUGCGUGGAUGAAAGAGAGAGCAAAGGGUGUAACUGAUCGUGUGUGCGUGUGAGUGGUGGCGAUCCAGUGAAAAUGCGACGGAAUGAGAGAACGAGGGGCCGUGUAUUGGGGGCGGAGUGGAAUGGACGGUAUCUAAAACAAUGUACAGACCUUCGACCUUCCGCAAGAUGUGUGUAUAUCCACCCCCCCAGGAGAAAGAGAGAGAGAGAGAGAAAAAAAAAAAGAGUUCCGCUCUACCCACCCCUUUCCUCCCCCUGCGUCCCCUCUUGCAACCACCGGCCGCCCCCAGUCAUAGCAGUUAUGAACCGCGGGCCGGCAGGUCUGAGUAUAAUUUUUUGUACUGUGUAAAUGUAAGAACCAUACGUUUGAAUAAGAAAAAAAAUGUUUAUAUUACGAAA